This is a messenger RNA of Leucoraja erinaceus (little skate), 2763 nucleotides long. Its product is annotated as transmembrane protein 238-like. The record is from RefSeq and is a predicted model, not a curated record. The coding region runs from base 1754 to 2251 and encodes 165 amino acids. The transcript has a single exon. NCBI's taxonomy places the organism in Eukaryota, Metazoa, Chordata, Chondrichthyes, Rajiformes, Rajidae.
ACUCAUGUCUGUGGUUCAGCAGUCAGAAUAGUGGCCGCUCAUCCAGUCUAACUCUAAGCUAUCAAGGAAAGGUGUUUAUAUUAAGAUAACAUUUCCUCUUGAAAGAACAUUCAGGAGUUCUUCGAUAAACACUCUUGAAGCCUAAACUCUUUUCUCCAGGUUUCAUGUAGGCAGCAAUGGGACAGAUUGCAAGCCAGCAAUUAGAACAUUUGCAAUAGCUGGAAACAAAGCUCGAGUCUAUAAUUGUGUCUUUUAAUUGCAAUUUGUAGAACACAUCGUGAAGCAUUAAUAAAUUAGCUGCUUCUCAUUUAUGUCAAAUGGCCACGAAAGUGGUGAGAUCUUGCUGGCAGAACAUUGUGCCUGACCUGAGAGUAAAACAAAUGUUCAUGAAAAAUUGAUGACAGGGCACAUUUGUACAAGAUCUCUUCCUCGUCAAAUAUGUACACAGACUAAAAUGGAAUAACAUUAAGGGUGACAUUGUUUCUGCUGAGUUGGAAUGAUACUAUACAAAGACAUUCCCUGUCAAACCACAUCAAGGCAAUACUGGUUUUACAGUCCAUGCAUAAAAAGGAUGUGAUGCGAGUUAGAUAUUGUGACUUGAAAUUGGUAGAGUCUUUUAGAAACCUUUAACUCUUUAAGAUAGGUGGUAUGUUGUGCAAAAGAGGCUCCCACUAUCCCUUUUGUGACAGAUGUGUACGAUGUAUUCUUCAUCUCGAAGUUGCACAAUUUCUGCACAUUUAUCUCUCUCCCACCUCCCCUUCCUCCGUUUCCAUUUCAAUGAAAUGUAUUUCAAAACACAAGCUUGAUAUCUCCUCAUCAGGACUUUGCUGCUUUACCCCCCGCCAUGUGCUGUAUCGUGUGGUCUUUCACUUUGAUGUUGCAAUCCUAAAAAUACACAUUUGAAUAAAACAGUUCACCAAUCUCUAUGGAACUGCAGAUGCUGGCUCAUACCAAAGAUAGACACAAAGUGCUGGAAUAACUCAGCAGGUCAGGCAGCAUCACUGGAGAAAAAGGAUGGGCGACAUUUCAGGUUUGGACCGUAGAGUGGGGGGCAGACUCAAUUGUACCUGUGUCAAUAUAAUGUGGAUUAGUCACCUGAUUGAAUUGUUCUGAACCUAUUGCCAGCUCUUAACCUAUUUCAGGCUUCUGGGGAUAUGGGCCAAACGCAGAUGGGACAUGUUGGUCGGUGUGGGCAAGUUGGUCAAAGGACCUGUUUCCACACUCUCUGACUCUGUGACACAUUGAGCAAUUCCUCUACCAAAAUAAACACAGCCCUUUACAUAGAAAAUGUAAUUCUGAUUUAUCUUUGGGCUGACAAUAAUUUGGAGUGCAGAAUCUUCAACACAAAAAUCUAUUGCUACCUUUUUGUAACUCCACUCCUGAAACUAGCGCCCAACCUUCAGAAACAAACUUGUUAUCACAACGCACUGUCCACCAAACUGCCUCGUUAAUCAUUAUCCCACAUGCUAAAUGUUUUUUAAAAAAAGUUAAAUAAACACUCAUUUAAGGAAAUUGUUAUCUGCAGCUAAGAGGGAUACACGUUAAAAUGGUAUUGCACGUUUUAAUGCAGGUAGGUAGUUAAAUAAGAUUUAGUGCACAUGCAGUUAACAGGGUUGGAGGUUUUUAACGUGGUCUUUCCCACUAGAACAGGAACCACGUCACGGGAAGCGGGUGUCCCUGGAGGGGAGAGGUGGGCAAGUUUGCAUUUUGUCCAAGACAGACUGUUGUUGGGACAGGACCGCUACAGGUGGAGAUGUUGAGAGGCGUUGGGAGGUGUCCCGCCUUGUUCUGGGCGGCGGUUGCUUUGGACGUGGCUGGGUUGUCCCUUCUGUUGAUUGGCAUCUUUGGCAAGGUGCAGGUGAAGAGCAGGGGGGUGGGAGACUGCUUCAUCUACAGCGGGGCCAUCAUCGUCUUCCUCAGCCUUAUCUGGUGGCUGUCCUGGUGCACGGGCAACAUCGAGGUCUCUCUGGAGGAGCUGGAGAGAGGCGCCAUGCACAAGGGCAACGGCCUGGCCAAACUCACCAGCAAGUUCAGCGAAAGGUUGGCCGCCAAGAGGCAACUUUCCCCGGCGGAGGGCGAGAAGGGUCUGGGCGAGAUGUCUACGGUCAACGCCUGGGACGUGGCCAGACUGUAUGGCGAGGUGUCGGCGCAGCAGCAGCAGAGGCAAGAGGCGAGAUACGUGGAGCUCAACAGUGUGAGGCCGCCCCGCUUAUCGCACAUGAAGCUGCAGAGGGGAGAGAGGCUGGUGUAAACGGUGAGAAACACUAGUACAUUGGCUGCUUCAGCCGAGGAUUCAAAGGGCGAGUUAAGCAGACAAUGCUGACUCAGCACUGUGCAGAAUUGGUGGGGACUGCACUGAACCGUUAAUUGCAAUGUCAAACUCUCAAUGGAUUGGUGGGGCCAAGGGCCAAGCGGUGCAGUUUUCAUUUAAUGGGAAAUCCCUUAAAAGGGACCUUUGAAUUUCAUUAAGUUGAAACACUUGACACCUGAAAAAGGGCGUCUGCACCGUGGACGUGUAUCUAACACUGCCUGCCUGCCUGUGUAGGAAGGAACUGCAGAUGCCGGUUUAAACCAAAGAUGGACACAAAAAGCUGGAGUAACUCAGCGGGUCAGAUGACAUCCCUGGGGAAAAGGAAUAGACGACGCUUCCCCAGUCUGGGCGUCGCCUGUUCCUUUUCAUGUUGUGUGACCUGCUGAGUAAAGGGGCUGUCCCACUUGGGUGUCAUUUGCGUGUCACGCCGUACGACUCGUACGCACAUGAUG